This is a messenger RNA of Maudiozyma barnettii, 1182 nucleotides long. It is a transcript of the gene CLB4, whose product is annotated as B-type cyclin CLB4. Gene Ontology annotation, molecular function: cyclin-dependent protein serine/threonine kinase regulator activity. Gene Ontology annotation, biological process: mitotic cell cycle phase transition; regulation of cyclin-dependent protein serine/threonine kinase activity. Lineage: Eukaryota; Fungi; Ascomycota; Saccharomycetes; Saccharomycetales; Saccharomycetaceae. The record is from RefSeq and is a predicted model, not a curated record. Bases 1 to 1182 code for a protein of 393 amino acids. Gene Ontology annotation, cellular component: centrosome; cytoplasm; nucleus. The transcript has a single exon.
AUGGAGUUAGAGGACCAGAAUAGAGUGCUGAAUGAUAUCACUAUCCGAAAUUCUAACAAAUUACCUAGUACGAACUUGAAGCCAAGAAGAAAAGUUCCACCCCCAUUACUCGAUCCAUCGACCUCUACAUUAAGUGAAUCUGAUAAAAAAAUAGUCAGUUCUAUAUAUAAUGUACGGUACGAAGCUAUUAGUAAAGAGAUUAAUGAAUGUAUAUCUGAUUUUGCUAAUUUAGAUACAUUACCUGACUCCUUUGGUGAUGAUGAAAUAACUUUACAUGAUACCGACAACGACGAGGAUCCUUUCAAACUAAUCGAAAAUGAAGAAACUCGUUUGACUUUAAAACAAGCUGAAGAGAGAUAUGGUGUGACUUCAUCAAACCCUGAUGAUUCAGAUUUUUUGGACCCUGUUCUUGUUGCUGAAUAUUCCGACAGUAUAUAUAAGUACAUGAGAAAACUAGAAGCAAAAUAUAAGCCAAAGAAUGACUAUAUGAAUAAUCAGACUUUUUUGGAUUGGGAGUUUCGUCGAACAUUAGUUGAAUGGUUAGUUAAUAUCCAUCUAGAUUUAGAUUUAAUCCCUGAGACUUUAUUCUUGGCAGUCAAUUUGAUGGAUAGGUUUUUAUCGAAAGAAUCGAUAACAUUGAAUAAGUUUAGAUUAGUUGGAAUUGCUGCAUUAUUUAUUGCUACUAAAAUGGAAGAGCAUAAAGUACCAUCAUUAGAGGACGUAUUAGAAGCCCUAGAUGGUCAAUAUUCGGCAGAAGAAAUUAUAGAUUCAGAAAGAUUUAUUCUUGUAACAUUAAGGCAUAGAUUGGGUUGGCCUGGACCAAUGUCAUUCCUAAGGAAGACUAAUAAAGCUGAUGAUUAUAAUGAUGAUAUUAGAACACAUGCAAAAUAUUUUCUAGAAGCAACGUUAGUAGAGGCUAAGUUUGUUGCAUGUCCACCUAGUUUAUUAGCAGCUGGUGCAUAUUAUAUUAGUAAAUACAUGAUCACCUCUGAUAACUCAUGGUCAUUAAAACAUGUAUAUUAUUCUGGUUAUACAAAGGAUCAACUUGCACCAUUAGUGAAGUUUCUUUUAAAAAAUUGUGAUAAUGGGAAAACUACUCAUAAGAAUAUUAGAAAGAAAUACUGCAAGAAAACAUAUUCAUCUACGGUGAAAUUAUACGAAGCAUGGAGAGGAAAACAAUAA